AUGAUUGUGGGAUGGUCCAGGAACACUUCCCGUCAGACGAUAGAUUACGCUCGUCCUAAUGAAAACACAACUUUAAUCGAGCCGGUGAAAGCUUGUCAUGAAGACAUUCCUAUUUUCCUUCUCAUCGUUGUCUGCUCUUCAUUGAGAAAUUUUGAAGCUCGUCAAACUAUCAGAGAGACGUGGGGAAACAGCACGAACUUCAAUUAUCCCGUGUUCGAGAAACUGCAUGGGAAAUACGACAAAUUUUAUCUCAAACCCAACAAUAAACAUUGGGAAAGAUAUGCUGAGAAUUCCACAACUUCUGAUCAUCAAUUAAAUCGAAGUAAUUUUAAUAUUCGCGUUGUUUUCUUGUUGGGUGUUCCAACUAACGAACGAUCCUUUGAUGAACUUCAAUAUCAGAUUAACUACGAACACGAACUUUAUGGUGACAUAAUUCAAGAGAAUUUCUUGGACAGUUACAACAAUUUAACAAUCAAGACGGUUCUAAUGCUUAAAUGGGCGAAUAUUAAUUGUGUUGAAAAAGUCAAAUACAUCAUGAAAUGUGAUGACGACACUUUUGUAAAUGUUCCGAAUCUCAUUCACGUGCUGCUUGGUGGAACGGUUCCUGUUUACAACGCAACAGUUUCUGUCAAUGAUAAAUUGUCGAUUAACGCCAGAAGUGCUCGAAAUCGCUUAAGUGAAGGCAAAAAUCUUUUAUUAGGAUUUAAGUUUUGCUCGGCAAAACCUAUAAGAGACGUGAGAAGCAAGUGGUAUGUUCCAAAUUAUUCAUUCAACGGAGAAGUUUUUCCUGAUUUUCUUUCUGGAACGGCUUAUUUGAUGAGCUUUGAGACUGUCAAUAAAUUAUACAAAGGAAGUUUGUCAACGCCAAUGUUUCAUCUCGAAGAUGUUUACUUGACGGGAUUUGUUGCCGAUCGACUCAAAAUUAAACGUCAACACCAUCCAUUAUUUUCUUUUGUAUCAAUAAAAGAUCGUUGUUCACUUCGCGGGAUGAUAACUCAACAUUAUAUGGCAAAAGAAAACUUAAAGGAAGCGUACAACUUUAUAAUGAACUUUUCAACGCAAUGUUCAGUUCCAAAGAAAAGUUUUCUAAGUGACAAACUAGACUUGAAUUCCACAACUUCUGAUCAUCAAUUAAAUCGAAGUAAUUUUAAUAUUCGCGUUGUUUUCUUGUUGGGUGUUCCAACUAACGAACGAUCCUUUGAUGAACUUCAAUAUCAGAUUAACUACGAACACGAACUUUAUGGUGACAUAAUUCAAGAGAAUUUCUUGGACAGUUACAACAAUUUAACAAUCAAAACGAUUCUAAUGCUUAAAUGGGCGAAUAUUAAUUGUGUUGACAAAGUCAAAUACAUCAUGAAAUGUGAUGACGACACUUUUGUAAAUGUUCCGAAUCUCAUUCACGUGCUGCUUGGUGGAACGGUUCCUGUUUACAACGCAACAGUUUCUGUCAAUGAUAAAUUGUCGAUUAACGCCAGAAGUGCUCGAAAUCGCUUAAGUGAAGGCAAAAAUCUUUUAUUAGGAUUUAAGUUUUGCUCGGCAAAACCUAUAAGAGACGUGAGAAGCAAGUGGUAUGUUCCAAAUUAUUCAUUCAACGGAGAAGUUUUUCCUGAUUUUCUUUCUGGAACGGCUUAUUUGAUGAGCUUUGAGACUGUCAAUAAAUUAUACAAAGGAAGUUUGUCAACGCCAAUGUUUCAUCUCGAAGAUGUUUACUUGACGGGAUUUGUUGCCGAUCGACUCAAAAUUAAACGUCAACACCAUCCAUUAUUUUCUUUUGUAUCAAUAAAAGAUCGUUGUUCACUUCGCGGGAUGAUAACUCAACAUUAUAUGGCAAAAGAAAACUUAAAGGAAGCGUACAACUUUAUAAUGAACUUUUCAACGCAAUGUUCAGUUCCAAAGAAAAGUUUUCUAAGUGACAAACUAGACUUGGUAAAGCGUCAAACUUUAUCUUGGACUGUGAUUCUACUUAGAAAUGUAAAUAAAAUGUUAAGAUUCAAUUUUCUUGCAUAA
This is a messenger RNA of Clunio marinus, 2007 nucleotides long. Lineage: Eukaryota; Metazoa; Arthropoda; Insecta; Diptera; Chironomidae. The record is from the annotation of a GenBank genome assembly.